GUACCUCCAUGUCAACAACAACAGCUGACAGGACACACACACACACACACGCUCGUCCGUCUCCCUCACGCCCUUAUUUUCCCCCGUCACCGCCCGCCCAGCCAUGUCCGUGGAGGCGCUGCAGCAGAGGGUGGCGGCGCUGGAGGAGGAGCUGCGGCAGGUGCGGGAGGGCUCGUCCACCCCCAAAGAAAGGGAGAAGAUCGCGCAGAUGUCCGGGGAGGUGGUGGACACGAACCCGUACAGCCGGCUGAUGGCCCUGAAGCGCAUGGGCAUCGUUGAGGACUACGAGCGCAUCCGAACCUACACCGUGGCCGUGGUGGGGGUGGGCGGCGUGGGAAGCGUCACGGCGGAGAUGCUGACUCGCUGCGGCAUUGGCAAGCUGCUUCUCUUCGACUACGACAAGGUGGAGCUGGCCAACAUGAACCGGCUCUUCUUCCAGCCGCACCAGUCCGGCCAGAGCAAGGUGGUCGCUGCCGCCGCCACGUUGCGCUCCAUCAACCCCGACGUGGAGUUUGAGACCCACAACUACAACAUUACAACGGUGGACAACUUUGACCACUUCAUGGAGCGGAUCAGGUCAGGAGGGCUGUCAGGGGGCGCGGUUGACCUCGUCCUGAGCUGUGUCGACAACUACGAGGCGAGGAUGGCUGUGAACCGUGCCUGCAAUGAGCUGGAUCAGAUGUGGUUCGAGUCCGGCGUGUCGGAGAACGCUGUGUCCGGCCACAUCCAGUUCCUCAUACCCGGGGAGACGGCAUGUUUUGAUUGCGCGCCGCCGCUGGUGGUGGCGAGCCAGAUAGACGAGAGAACUCUGAAGCGGGAGGGAGUGUGCGCCGCCUCGCUGCCCACCACCAUGGGGAUUGUCGCGGGCAUGCUGGUGCAGAAUGUGUUGAAGUACCUGCUGAAGUUUGGGCAGGUGUCGUACUACCUGGGGUAUAACGCGCUGGUGGACUUCUUCCCCACUAUGACGGUGCGGCCCAACCCCCAGUGUGAGGACUCCUGGUGUCGGAAGCGGCAGGCGGAGUACGCGGCGAGGGUGGCGGCGCGGCCCAAGGUGGAGGAGAAGGUGGAGGAGGUGGAGGAGGAGGUGCUACAUGAAGACAAUGAGUGGGGCAUCAGUUUAGUGGAUGACGACGCACCCGCCGCCACCACCACCACAUCCGCGCCAUCCAGCCAGGUGUCCGGGCUGGCCGAGGGCAUCACCACUGCCUAUGACCGCCCGGCACCCAGCGACCCCACGGAUGACAUGACCUCCACGGCGGAUGACGGAACAAGCUUAGAUGACCUCAUGGCCCAGAUGAAGUCCCUCUAAGGUUAAGAUGACUAGGUAGAUCUUUGAAGGGGUCUGGUAGUGUGUGUGUGUGUGUGUGUGUGUGUGUGUGUGUGUGUGUUAGCUGCUUCUUUAUUUAUCUCAUUUGUCUUUAUUUCUUCACUUUUCAGUUUAUUUAUUUUCUUUAUUUAUCUUUGUCUCUCUCUCUUCCUCGCUCUCUGUGUUUCUAUUGCAAGGCGAACAGAGUAAUGUCUUUUUUAAUAUGUGUUUAUCUAUUAAUUUUUUACUUUUUUACUUCUUUAUUAUCUAUCUUAUCGUUUUUUUUUAUCUAUUUACGAGAUGAACAGAGAGCAGGUGAUGUGUGUGUGUGUGUGUGCGUGCGUGUGUGUGUGUAGGUAGCGGGCUAGUAUGGUUGUUAUUGUUAUUUUUUUCUCCUGUUUUCUUUCUCCCUUACCUGUUGUUCCCUUAAUUAAUUGGUCACCUGUGUAGCUCAUUGGCUGAAGUACCUCAUAUUUUUUGCCCUGUUCGGAAAAAAGAGGAUUAUUUAUAUUUCUGCAUCCUUGUUUUUUUUUUAUGUAGAAGCCUUGCCUUUGUUUUGUUUUAUUUUUAUAUAUAAAGUUGUAGUGCCCU
This is a messenger RNA of Eriocheir sinensis (Chinese mitten crab), 1897 nucleotides long. It is a transcript of the gene Uba5, whose product is annotated as ubiquitin-like modifier-activating enzyme 5. Lineage: Eukaryota; Metazoa; Arthropoda; Malacostraca; Decapoda; Varunidae. The coding region runs from base 104 to 1309 and encodes 401 amino acids. The transcript is spliced from 7 exons. The record is from RefSeq and is a predicted model, not a curated record. Gene Ontology annotation, biological process: protein ufmylation. Gene Ontology annotation, molecular function: UFM1 activating enzyme activity. Gene Ontology annotation, cellular component: cytoplasm; cytosol.